This is a messenger RNA of Salmo salar (Atlantic salmon), 3047 nucleotides long. RefSeq names its product vacuolar protein sorting 4 homolog A. NCBI's taxonomy places the organism in Eukaryota, Metazoa, Chordata, Actinopteri, Salmoniformes, Salmonidae. Gene Ontology annotation, molecular function: ATP hydrolysis activity; ATP binding. Gene Ontology annotation, biological process: endosomal transport; vacuole organization. The record is from RefSeq and is a predicted model, not a curated record.
AAUUCCUUCACACUUGAAGCAGCGCACCAGUUGUUGUUUAUGAAGAGGCCCACUUCUCCCCCUUUGAUUUUGCCAGAGUCUGCUGUCUGGUCACGACGAAGCAUGGAGAAACCCUAGACUUUUAUGUCCAUAUCGCCCGUCAGCCAAGUUUCUUAAAAGCAUAGAAUAGUACAGCUUUUCAAGCCCCGUUGGUAGGAAACUCUCAAACGGAGCUCAUCCAUCUUGUUCUCAAGUGACUGGACAUUUGCCAAUAUAACAGAGGGGAGUGCCGGAUGAUUUUUCUUUGCGUCUAACAAGGACUCUAGCCCUCGCUUGCGGCACUUGGGUAGCCCGAACAAUGGAGUAGGGUCCGGUGUAAACAACGGAACAGCUGAGUCGGAGUUGAAGUAGGACCAAAAAUCAAAGUCGAAGUUGAGAAAGCGAUAGAUCUUGUGACCAAAGCCACAGAGGAGGAUAAGAACAAGAACUAUGAGGAGGCUUUGCGCCUUUACCAGCAUGCAGUGGAGUACUUCCUGCAUGCUAUCAAGUAUGAUGCACACAGUGACAAGGCAAAGGAGAGCAUACGUGGGAAGUGUAUGCAGUACCUAGACCGGGCAGAGAAACUCAAAGAUUACUUGAAGAACAAAGAAAAAGCAGGGAAGAAGCCUGUUAAGGAAGCACAGAGUAAUGAUAAGAGUGACAGUGACAGCGAGGGUGAAAAUCCAGAGAGAAAGAAACUGCAAGAGCAACUAAUGGGUGCCAUUGUAAUGGAAAAGCCCAAUGUCCGGUGGAACGAUGUGGCUGGACUAGAGGGAGCUAAGGAGGCCUUGAAGGAAGCCGUAAUCCUGCCCAUUAAAUUCCCUCACCUCUUCACAGGCAAACGCACUCCAUGGAGAGGGAUUCUUCUCUUUGGACCCCCUGGGACAGGAAAGUCUUACCUGGCCAAAGCAGUAGCCACAGAAGCCAACAACUCCACCUUCUUCUCUGUGUCAUCAUCAGACCUCAUGUCCAAGUGGCUUGGAGAGAGUGAGAAACUUGUGAAGAACCUGUUUGAUCUUGCCCGCCAGCACAAGCCCUCCAUCAUCUUUAUUGACGAGGUGGACUCGCUCUGUGGCUCCAGGAAUGAGAAUGAGAGUGAGGCAGCCCGGCGGAUCAAGACAGAGUUCCUGGUACAGAUGCAAGGUGUGGGCAACAACAAUGAUGGAAUCCUUACCCUUGGGGCAACUAACAUUCCCUGGGUUCUGGAUGCUGCCAUCCGCAGAAGGUCAGUGGUCAAAAUCGGAGGACAGGGUCAAGUUGGGAUGGGACAUAGGUUUGAGAAGCGUAUCUACAUCCCUCUCCCAGAGGAGCCUGCUAGGUCCCAGAUGUUCCGUCUGCACCUGGGCAACACGCCCCACAGCCUGAGUGACGCAGACCUUCGUCAGCUUGCCAAAAAGACAGAAGGCUACUCUGGGGCUGACAUCAGCGUCAUUGUACGAGAUGCCCUCAUGCAGCCUGUCAGGAAAGUACAGUCAGCCACACACUUCAAAAAGGUGCAAGGGGCGUCCCGUGCCAACAGUCAAUUGAUGGUGGAUGACCUUCUAACCCCGUGUUCGCCUGGGGACCCGGCUGCCAUAGAGAUGACCUGGAUGGAAGUGUCUAGCGACAAGCUGCUGGAGCCCAUCGUCUGCAUGUCUGACAUGCUGCGGUCCCUGUCCACCACGCGCCCCACAGUCAACACGGAGGACUUGUUCAAGGUCAGGAAGUUCACAGAGGACUUUGGACAGGAGGGUUGAGAGAGCCUUGUCAUCUGGAGCUUACCAACUCCUUACCCUGUGUGGUGGAAAUAUUAAUUACACACUAUACUGUUUAAUUAGACAUACUAUGCUGUUUUACUUAGAGAAUUGUCUAUUGUUAUAUGUUAGUAUUUUUACUGAUACAGGCUUGUCUUGUGUGACUUAAUGGGAAGUGCAGGGAGGAACAGAGAGUGGUGGCAAUAUCAGCUAUCUUGAUCUACACAGACGAGCUAAAUUACGUUUUAUAUCUCUUUUCCCAGGGCCUGUUUCUGCACAUCUGCUAAACUGCCAUGUAGACAAAAUAGGUUUUACUUUUUCUAUAAGAGGAGAGAUACAACUCUGUUCAUUGCGCUUUCCUAACGAUGCACUGAUUGAUUGAGUGGUUGUUAUUGAUUGCUUCAUUUUGGCUAAUCUUACAAUGAAGUUGAAGAAGACAGUCUUUCUCCUUUUGGUUAGAAUUACCACCACACCUGCCACUUCUUCUCUCAAGCCCCAUUCAUACGACCAAGUUCGACUAACCUGCAUUGGCAAGAAUGAUGGAGCAUUUUAACUUCAUGUACAGUAUAUUCUUUCCCUCCGAUCAUUCACUAUUGCAGUCCUGAAGACAGAAAGACUAUUUAUUUCUCCGCCAUUUUGCACUUUUUUAAGUUAUUUGAAGUUAGUAAUUAUGAACGAGAGGUAUUGAAGCACUUUUGAACAAUUACAUGUUUCACGGUUUUCUUGUCUCUCGUGUGUAAGUGAUACAUUAAGACUGACACAUUUUAUUCAAUGUGUCAGUCUUAAUGUAUGUCUUUUAUGUGUAUGAUUUCUCUGUUUACUUUGCUUUUUAAUUUAUUGAGUAUUGACUGACCAUAGCUGCUCCAGUGUAGCCACCUCUCCCAAUCCCCACUAGAGCUGUCCCUAUGUUACAAGUAGUGUUACUUACACUAUUUAUGAUUAUUUAUUUGAUUAUAUUUCAUCUCGUCCAGAUUUUUGCUGUGACUGACUGAGUACAGUUGUUGAGUGGGGGAGGCGUUUACAUUUGAGCAUUUCUCUGUUGACAUGUGAGUGAAGAUGGGGAUGAGCAUUUUUGUAUUUCUGGAUUUGAACAUUGAAAAUAAUAUUUCCAUGACAGACACUAUCAUAUUGUUCCAAUACUGUUGUCAUAAUAGUAUUGCUGUGUCUCUGUAUAGAUGGGGGUAUCGGUUCAGUAAUACUUAAGUCAGUUCUGGUCCCAAGGGGAUCUCACUCCUGUUACAUGUAGCUAUGAUAACCAAGUUACCCUGACUUAAUAAAACCUGAAUUCAAAAAGAA